Sporothrix brasiliensis 5110 is the source of this 348-nucleotide messenger RNA. RefSeq lists its product as uncharacterized. The coding region runs from base 1 to 348 and encodes 115 amino acids. NCBI's taxonomy places the organism in Eukaryota, Fungi, Ascomycota, Sordariomycetes, Ophiostomatales, Ophiostomataceae. Gene Ontology annotation, cellular component: endoplasmic reticulum membrane. Gene Ontology annotation, molecular function: protein folding chaperone. The record is from RefSeq and is a predicted model, not a curated record. The transcript is spliced from 3 exons. Gene Ontology annotation, biological process: protein insertion into ER membrane.
AUGUCUAACAUCAAGAAGGACCCUCGUCGUUUAAACCUGGUCGUUCCGUACCAGGCACCUGCGCCCGCCAAGGAUGCCAGCGAUAUUACGUCGUCCAUGUCAUCGGUGCUGCCCAUGGUUGCGAUGAUGACGCGCAACCGCUUCAUCGGCUGGGGUUCCGUUGGGUUCAGUAUCCUGAGCUGGCUCGGCGAGAGCGAGGAGACGCGCCAGAAUAGCUCCACGCCCGGCUACUUCUCCGUCGGCAUGUCUCUCAUGGCCGUCGUCGUUACCUACCUGCCCAUGCUUCUGCCGCCACCCAGCACCAGCACUGCCGCCUCUUCGGCACCCGCGCCCGUCCCUGUCGCAUAA